CCAAACCCAAAAAAGCUAGCUUCACGGCGUUUGUUGUUCUUCCUCGCUCUUCGCCGCCUUCACUCGCAGUCGCAGGUAAGCUUCUUCAAUUCCCCUCUUAAAUCAACUAACGCUUCCUAAUUCCUCCUCUGGCUUCGUUCCUCUCCUUUUUUCCAAGGUUUGUGUCAAUCUGAAAUCAAAAUGAUCAAAUGAUCAUGAACUUAAUUGUAGAAACUUUAAUUAGAUUACUCGAAAUCAAAUUUGACCAAUCUAUCAGAAGCAACCUUUUUAUUACGUUUCUUCAUCUGAAUAGGUCUGCCCAGUUGAAUACAUUACAAGGGUUAUUUUUGUCUGAAUGGAAACUACUCAAAAAGAUGAGCUUUCGAGCUUCUUAAGUGUUCUUCCUCCUGUGGAUUUCUGUUGUGUUUAUGGUUCAACAUUGCACCCAAAUAACCAAGAUAAGGUCUUUUUUUUUUUUAUCUUCUCAUGAAAACUCUCUGUGAUGAUCUUUCCUGUUUGCUAAUUGACUGUAAAAAUGUGACCUUUGCUUUUGUGCAGUCUAAGAUGGUGGACUAUAUCCUUGGAGUCUCUGAUCCUAUAAAAUGGCAUUCUGCGAAUCUGAAAAUGAAUUCAGAUCACUAUGCUUCAUGGAUGGUUCACCUUGGUGGAGCUAGGCUGAUUACAAAUGUUGCCGAUAAAGUAGGAGUUGGAGUUCACUUCAAUCCGUUUGUCAACUGGAACGACAGGGUAAGAAAUUUCCCAAAACUGUAGAGUUGUUUAAAACCUAAUGAACAAUCUAAGUUUGUUAAUUAUAUUUUCAUAUGUUUUCAUUCUGCUCAGGAUGAUAGCAUUGUAUGUAAUCUUAAGCCAUCUUUCUUGCAUGAUUUACCUUCUUUGUGAAGCUAUUUGCAGAAGCUCAAGUAUGGAGUUGUUCGGAUGCAUGACCUAGUACAGGACAUACUGGACUGGAAGAGGUUCUACUUGAGUGGCCGUUUACAAAAACCUGUUCAUAUGCUUGUUGAUAAUCUGGACAUAGAGGAUGUGAAUUCUGUUAAUAAGAGAGCUGCAAUAUCUGCAGCUCUUCUUCUCUUGCCAUCGAAAUUCACCGAGGAAGAUCUAUACGCCAAAAUAUGCAGCCUUUCUUACAUGGGAGACUUGCGCAUGUUUUUUGCAGAGGACACUAAUAAGGUGAACAAGAUUGUGAAGGGACAAUUUGAUCUUUUCCAGUCGAUGUAUAAGCCUUUUCUUGAAGAGUGCGAGACCAAAAACUUAUUGAGAUUCUCAUCGGCUGAAGCUAGUCACACUAAAUUAGUUCAGGAUUCUAGCCUUUCAGCAACACGUUCUCUGGUCUCUUCUCUUCCUGCAUCAGUGAGAAGCCAAAUGGGGAAGUCACUCGGGGAGAAGAAAUUCGUGAGCGAGACCGGUAGAGUUAUGGGAGAAGUUUGUAUAAGUUCGAGAGAAGAAGCAGCGAAAUGUAUGGAGAAAGUCAUGAGGAGAAGGGUAAUGGUUUCAAGCGGAAGACAAGCUGUGUCUGGUUUCUUGGCUGCAGGAGCUAUUAAUGCAACAAUGUAUCUUUCCCAAAAAAUGCGCAAAGCUUGGAACUCUCGUGCAUGACUUUGCCAAAACUCCCCAUGAAAGUUUAGAUGAACAAGGAAAGUUUACAAUAGUUGAUCAUUCUUUUCUUUUCUUUUUCUAAGUAACAAGUUUUUUCUGUCUCGAUGUUUUGUUUUCCAAUGUCGGAGAUGAUAUAAUUCAUAGCAACAAGGCCCACUUAUAUAGCCACAAUUUAGUACAUUUUUGGGCUUAGGAUAUGUUUCUCACCAUUAGUCUUCUGAGAUACAGUAUUGUUGCACGAGCUAAAAGGUUCUAAAAUCAC
This is a messenger RNA of Arabidopsis thaliana (thale cress), 1855 nucleotides long. RefSeq names its product translocator assembly/maintenance protein. Gene Ontology annotation, biological process: CDP-diacylglycerol biosynthetic process; cardiolipin biosynthetic process. Gene Ontology annotation, cellular component: mitochondrial inner membrane. NCBI's taxonomy places the organism in Eukaryota, Viridiplantae, Streptophyta, Magnoliopsida, Brassicales, Brassicaceae. Gene Ontology annotation, molecular function: phosphatidate cytidylyltransferase activity. The record is from RefSeq and is marked reviewed. Bases 916 to 1593 code for a protein of 225 amino acids. The transcript has 8 exons.